GUGUGUCCUGCCGCCGCCAUGGGCGUGCAGCCCCCCAACUUCUCGUGGGUGCUCCCGGGCCGGCUGGCGGGGCUGGCGCUGCCGCGGCUCCCCGCGCACUACCAGUUCCUGUGGGACCAGGGCGUGCGGCACCUGGUGUCCCUGACGGAGCGCGGGCCCCCGCACAGCGACAGCUGCCCCGGCCUCACGCUGCACCGGCUGCGCAUCCCGGACUUCUGCCCGCCGGCCCCCGAGCAGAUCGACCGCUUCGUGCGGAUAGUGGACGAGGCCAACGCGCGCGGGGAGGCGGUGGGGGUGCACUGCGCCCUGGGCUUCGGCCGCACGGGCACCAUGCUGGCCUGCUACCUGGUGAAGGAGCGGGGCCUGGCUGCCGGAGAUGCCAUCGCUGAAAUCCGGCGCCUUCGACCCGGCUCCAUCGAGACGUACGAUCAGGAGAAAGCCGUCUUCCAAUUCUACCAGCGGACUAAGUAAGGGGCCUCAGCUCCUGUCUGCGUCCCGGGCCCUGACCCAUGUGUUCAGUGGGGCCAGAGACAGGGACAUGCACUGAAAGCUAAGCCCUCUGGCUCCUGCUGGCUCGGGAGACUGAGUAGCUGUUCCCCGCAGGCCGGUCCCGACUGAGGAGCUGGGUGCAGCCGCACUGGGGGGUUGGGGGGUCCCUCUGCUGCUUCCCUGAAUAAAUAACUUCUAAGAACCAGCC
Molecule: messenger RNA, 697 nt
Organism: Neomonachus schauinslandi (Hawaiian monk seal)
Lineage: Eukaryota; Metazoa; Chordata; Mammalia; Carnivora; Phocidae
Gene: DUSP23
Product: dual specificity phosphatase 23
Exons: 2
Coding region: 19-471 (150 amino acids)
Biological process (GO): cilium assembly; protein dephosphorylation
Molecular function (GO): protein tyrosine/serine/threonine phosphatase activity
Source: RefSeq, a predicted model, not a curated record